Molecule: messenger RNA, 3287 nt
Organism: Myotis daubentonii (Daubenton's bat)
Lineage: Eukaryota; Metazoa; Chordata; Mammalia; Chiroptera; Vespertilionidae
Gene: TRAIP
Product: TRAF interacting protein
Biological process (GO): protein ubiquitination; replication fork processing
Cellular component (GO): site of DNA damage; nucleus
Molecular function (GO): ubiquitin protein ligase activity
Source: RefSeq, a predicted model, not a curated record
CUUCCGGUCCUACCCCGGAAGUCGCGCCGAGGAGCCAAAUUUGAAGGGAGCUGAGACGCGGGGGCGCGGCCCAGGUCUGCCACGGUUUCCUUGGCGACCCGGGCCCUGGAGUCGGGUGACCAUGCCCAUCCGCGCUCUCUGCACCAUCUGCUCCGACUUCUUCGACCACUCGCGCGACGUGGCCGCCAUCCACUGCGGCCACACCUUCCACCUGCAGUGCCUAAUCCAGUGGUUUGAUACAGCGCCAAGUCGCACCUGCCCACAGUGCCGAAUCCAGGUCGGCCGAAGAUCCAUCAUCAACAAGCUCUUCUUUGACCUGGCCCAGGAGGAGGAGGGGGUCUUAGAUGCAGAAUUCUUAAAGAAUGAACUGGAUAAUGUCAGAGCCCAGCUUUCCCAGAAAGAGCGGGAGAAGCGGGACAGCCAGGGCAUCAUCGACACCCUGCGAGACACGCUGGAGGAGCGCAACGCCACCGUGGAGUCUCUGCAGCGGGCCCUGGACGAGGCCGACAUGCUGUGCUCCACCCUCAAGAAGCAGAUGAAGUUCUUGGAGCAGCAGCAGGAUGAGACCAAACAAGCCCGGGAGGAGGCCCGCCGGCUCAGGAGCAAGAUGCAGACCAUGGAGCGGAUUGAGCUCCUACUCAAGAGCCAGCGGCCUGAGGUGGAGGAGAUGAUCCGAGACAUGGGUGUGGGCCAGGCAGCGGUGGAGCAGCUGGCCGUGUACUGCGUGUCCCUCAAGAAGGAGUAUGAGAAUCUGAAAGAGGCUCGGAAGGCCUCCGGGGAGCUGGCCGACAAGCUCAAGAAGGACUUGUUUUCCUCCAGAAGCAAGUUGCAGGCGGUCUGCUCUGAGCUGGACCAGGCCAAGCUGGAGCUGAGGUCGGCCCAGAAGGAUUUGCAGGGUGCCGACAAGGAAAUUGCGAGCCUGAAGAAAAAGCUCACGAUACUGCAGGAGACCCUGAGCCUGCCGCCGGCGCGCAGUGAGGCCGCGGACCGCCUGGUGCUGGAGAGCCCGGCCCCUGUUGAGAUGCUGAGCCUGAAGCUGCGCCGGCCGGCCUUCAGUGAUGACAUUGACCUCAAUGCCACCUUUGACGUGGACACCCCCCCGGCCCGGCCCCCUGGCCUUCAGCAUGGCCAUGCCAAGAAGCUCUGCCCGGAGAAGGCACACUCUCCCACUCAGGACGGUCCCAGGAAGCUGCCCAAAGGCUCCAAGCAGGAGCCCCGGCUCUCGCUGGGCGGCCAGCACUGUGCCGGAGAGCCCGACGAGGAGCUGGCCGGCGCCUUCCCGCUCUUCAUCCGGAACGCCGUCCUGGGCCAGAAGCCAGCCAAGAGAGCCAGGGCGGAGCCCCGCCGCAGCACAGACGCAGUCAGAACAGGCUUCGAUGGCCUAGGGGGCCGGACCAAGUUCAUCCAGCCUACCGACACAACUAUGAUCCGCCCCCUGCCGGUGAAGCCCAAGCCCAAGGCCAAAGCCAAGCAGAAGGUGGGGGCCAGGCCAGCGCUCCCUCCCUCCCAGGCCAGGCUGGACACCUUCCUGUGGUAGCAAGAACAGUGAGGCCGACCAACGGCCUCCGACUUACAGCCGAGGACUGGCUCAGCCGCGGGGUAGGGGCACGGCCCUCUCCCAGGACCAGCCUCAGGGCAAUGGCGGACAAGAAGCUGGGGCUGGGUGAGGCCAGAGGAUGUGCUUUCCCAGCACGCAGCUAGCCUCACCCCCCAUACUGGGCCUAGCGGGGUCGGGGGAGCUGUGGUCAGCUCACUGUUCCUGCCAGCAGGCUUGCUCCGUGUUGCAGGCCCCCAUGUAUGGCCACGACCAGCUGCUGGGCUCCCUCUGAGCCUCCAGACCAGGGCCAUUUGCUGACUGUAUGGACCAAGUGCUCAAGGCUGCACAGGCAGCUUCGCCUGCCCAAGCUUCUGCCUGCCUGGCGUCCUGCUAGGCGUGGCCUGGCCAAGCAGAGGGGCAGCAAAGGGUGGUGGUGGGCAGAGGAGGGGCGAGAUUUCUAUGUUGAAAAUAAACAAGAAUCUUUUCUUCCUGUGUCUAGGAGUAGACGUUUGUACUUUGGAAAACUUUUUAAAAAAUAUAUUUUAUUGAUUUCAGAGAGAGGAAGGGAGAGGGAGAGAGAGAUAGAAACAUCAAUGAUGAGAGAGAGCAUUGAUCGGCUGCCUCCUGCACACCCCCUGCUGGGGAUUGAGCCUGCAACCAGGGCAUGUGCCCUAACCAGGAAUUGAAUCAGCAACCUUUUGGUGCCUGGGACGACACUCAACCAACUGAGCCACACCGGCCAGGCAGAACUGACAUCUCGACAAUAUUGUGUGUACCUAUCCAUGUACCUGGAAUAUAUCUCCAUUUAUGUAGAACUUUUAAAAUUUCUUUCAUCAAUUUUGAUGUUUUUCUCACAUAGAUCUUGUACAUAUUUUGUUAGAUUUAUACUUAAAUAUUUCUUUUUCCCCCUCCUUUUUCUUGGUACUAAUAAAUGACAAUAUCUUCAAUUGCAGUUGCUCACUGCUGAUAUGUAAGAAAGCAGUGGACUUUUGUGGCUCUAGUGAUAGUGAAUCUUCCGUUUGUCAUUGUACUUCUCAGCUCCAAAACUCACCAGCGACGUUCUGUGAAGGUCUCCUCUUCCUGUGAGUGGUCACCCUCUCCUGUUUACUCGCAUGCUUUGCAAUGUUUUGUUGCGGCCGGAUAUUCUGAGUAGUAUGUUAGGGUAACUCUGGAAAUUGAGUUCUCCCACACCCCGGGACUGCUAAAUUUUGCUUCUUGAGGGCCGAAGCUGUCUGCUUGUGACUUUUUCAAACUGUUUUUGCAAAAUAUGGGUUCCUUGUGCACUGAAGUCUGUGCUCCACUCUCUCCGCUGCCAGCUAGCGACCUCACGGCUUUCUGGCCACAGAGGAGGGCACGGGGCCCUGCCCUGGCUCUUCAGCCUGACAGGUGCCUGCAGGGUCUGGGCUGUGCCCAGGCUGGCAUCUGUGGACAAAGCUGCAGUGAUUCAUUUCUGCUAGUCUGUGCCCUAUGAGAGGUGCCUGAGUCUAGGUAAGAGUCCUGCUUUAGAAAGUCAUGCCCAACAGUUUUCCAGCCUGGCCGGUGUGGCUCAGGGGUUGAGCAUUGACCUAUGAACCGGGAGGUCCUGGUUCAAUUCCCGGUCAGAGCACAUGCCCAGGUUGUGGGCUUAAUCCCCGGUCAGGGCACAUACAAGAAUCAAUCAAUGAAUGCAUAAAUAAGUGGAACAGCCCUGACUGGUUUGGCUCAGUGGAUAGAGUGUCGGCCUGCGGACUGAAGGGUCCCAGGUUCAAUU